UUUUGGUGGCAACACUUUUAUAAACGCCAUUUUAUUGAAACAAAACCUAACAGAAAAAUUGGAUUUUUCAAUACAACAACCGUACAAAAACAUUGUUAUAGUUAGCGUUUAUUUUACAUAUAAUUUUGUGCUUAACCGCAAUUACAUUGUUUGAAACGUUGAAAUAUUGGAAGAAAAUUUAAGAUAUCACAAUGAGUGAUUCUCCAGACCAAAAUGAUCCACCAAAAGAUCCAAUGGAAUUAGAAAAAUUAGAGGAAGCAAAAUUAAAGGCAAAGUUUCCAAAUGCCAUGCUCGGACGAGGUCCGGGAGGGCACUCAGCAUUUCUACAGAAAAGGCUGGCUAAAGGACAAAAGUUCUUCGAUUCCGGUGACUAUCAAAUGGCGAAGCAGCGACCAGGUAAUUUAUCGGCGCCCUUCAAGGCCCCGGCCGCACCUGCUAAGCUGCCGACCGGUGACGCGAUCCCCACGCCCGACACCGUCCCACUGCGGAAGACCUCCAUCAUUCAGCCCAAGUUCCAGCCUCCGAGCCAGACCUCCUAGCCUUGCCAUCAUCUAUAAGAGACAUGCCAUUAUUGAGGCCUAGUAAAACAGCACAUAGCAAACCACAUUUAAUUUUGCAUUCCAGUACUAUUUUAUUAUCAUGCAAUACAGGAUUGUGCUGUUUUAGGAGGCUUUCAUUUUUCAUCCGCUUGUGCAUUGCACCAUGCCAUAGCUUUCAGUCUUAGUUACCCCGUCAUUGUUAAACAGCACUGAUAUAUGUCAUUUUCGAUUCAUGUGAUCCUAUUUCAUCUGUAGUUGUAUGUUUAAAAUUAAAAAUAUACUUUUAUAAGAAAAAAACUGUUAUAUUUAUGUAUAAAAUAUUAGGUAAUAUAAUAUUAAGAGGCAUGAAUGGGAGUGAUUGAACAUUGCAUGCCUUUGAAGUUUGGUUCCUUCAGUGUAAAUUUGGUUUUGAGAUUGUACAAGGAAAUGUAUCGGCAGUCCAGUGAAUAUUUGUCUAUCUUACUUCUUAAUAUAUAGCUACCAGUAAUUCCAUAGAAAUAUGUCAUAUCUGUGCUUUUCUUAGAGAAACAAUUCAAGACAAUGUUAUUGCUUGCAUCUGUACGAAUAAUAGGAAUGUAUGACAGGAGUAAUAUAAAUACACUACUUCUUGACUGUUUGAUGCUUAGUUAAAAUAGUGUUUUAGGUAGUGAGAUAGACAUUUGAAAUCAAAAUAUUGAUCAGCUUUCUGCUAAUGUUAGUUUUAUACAUUAGGUACAUGUAAAUGUUGAAGUAAUCUUAUGAAACUGUAUAACCGUGUGUAUAAUAAACAUAACAUCAUAUCAUUUUUUUCAUAAAGCCUCAAAUAAAACUGAUAGCAUAAAAAUACUUAAGUGAACAUUUAUGGUAAAAUUCUUGAAAAUUAAUUUUACUCUUAAUUUUAAAUGUCUAAAAGUGGAGUAAUUAUUUUUAAAAAUAUUAUUAUAAAUUAUAAUAAUCGAUAACUUAGUAAUUGUAACAAACAUAACUCUUGUGAGAAGAUGUUGGUAUGUCGAUAAAGGUUCGCAAUAGCUAUAUAAAUAAAAUACAGUAAAUAAUUGUUAAUUUUAUUUGCUAUAAAAUAAAAACAAUGAAAAAUGUUUAUAUACAUGACUAUACAUUAACAUGUAUUUUAGGCUUCUUGCACAUUAAUUGAUAUGUUGUACAAACCACAAGUUAUUAGACACGAGCGUAAAAAAACUGAAAGGGAAUGUUAAAAGUUGGAGUUAUUCAAAUAAUAAUAAAUCUUGGUAAUAAAACA
Messenger RNA from Melitaea cinxia (Glanville fritillary), 1776 nucleotides. It is a transcript of the gene endos, whose product is annotated as alpha-endosulfine. Lineage: Eukaryota; Metazoa; Arthropoda; Insecta; Lepidoptera; Nymphalidae. The record is from RefSeq and is a predicted model, not a curated record. Bases 192 to 539 code for a protein of 115 amino acids. Gene Ontology annotation, cellular component: cytoplasm. The transcript is spliced from 4 exons. Gene Ontology annotation, molecular function: protein phosphatase inhibitor activity.